UGUCGGCGUAGAAUGUGAUAAACUAUUCAGCAUCUUCCUAGUUGCUCUAGAAACUCCAAUAGUUUUUGUGAAUACGGGAGUAGUGACUUUCCCCCGUGUUUUCAAUGGUGAACUCCCGCAUCCUAUGCGCACUCUCAGUGUGGACUCAACGGUUGCUGAUGAUCUGCACUCCCAGCAUCACUAGACGUCUCAUGACAGUGGCUUGGCGCGCGGUCAUAUAGUUUAAUAUUGGCUUAAUACUCCUUUGGUUGGUUUAACAAAAUAUUGGAGCCUCUCGUGAUUCGGGUGGGAUAACUAGCAUAGAAACAGUUUGUUCGAAAGCGUCGAAAUAAAAUGGUUCCUGUUCAACGUCAAACCUAAACUUUUACCUUCUAUAUUUUACUGAUAAUAUGAAUACUGUCCUUGAUUAUUAACAAAAUAAUUUCAAUUGUUGUUUUCUUGUGUAAUGUAUUGUUAUUGGACAGGCAUAUUUAAGGUAUUUUGUUAAUACUGUCAAGAGUUAAAGUUUAAAGAAAACUCUGGAUUUAAACUGACAAACUUAAGGCUGUAAAUGGCCUUACAAGAAGUGUCCUACAGUGAUAAUACGAUAAACAGGGGAUCCCAAGAAAUAUCUACUUGUUCUUCCGAAAGGCAAUCAAACGAUGCGUUCUCGUGAAAAUAGCUUCUUCUUCAAGUUGAUGUCCGUCGGAAUGGUCUACACCACAUAGUUAAGUCUAGUUCGGCUUGUCCAGCUACACGAGUCAUCCACGAACAUUAAGGCUGAGGCCGGGAGAUAAGACCAACACUCAGAAGUGUUUAGGAAGCUGCGACGACACAGUUCACCGAUAAAUCUGUACGCCAUGAUGACCACGGAUGUGAUUGUCUUUUUACUCUUCUUGGCUCUAUUCCAACAGCUACAAGGUGAGCCCUACCAGAACUACCCGCGGGUUGUACAUACAAAGUAUGGCUCCGUAAGGGGCAUAGUUCGAACCCUAUCAAACCGUCGACUUCAACCUGUGGAUGUUUUUCUAGGGGUUCCUUUUGCUAGCCCACCAAUAGGGUCCCUACGUUUCAUGCCACCAGUAACUCUUCCCAGAUGGAAAGGCGUCAGGACAGCUGAUAAACUUGCACCUGUCUGCCCGCAGAAGUUCCCGGAUAUCCAGAAUGAAACCGAAGCUUUGAAAAGAAUGCCUGCCGGAAGACUAGCAUAUCUUCGUAGGCUUCGCCCUUACCUACAAAACUUCAGCGAAGAUUGUCUCUACUUGAAUAUCUAUGCCCCUGCAAAAGUUGCCAGAGAGCCUGUGAAGCUACCUGUGAUGGUUUAUAUUCAUGGGGAAUCUUUCUUCUGGAACUGGAACCCUUAUGAUGGAAGUGUACUAGCAAGUUAUGGUAACGUCGUCGUUGUUACCGUUAACUUCAGACUUGGAGUGUUAGGUUUUUUCCCAGCAACAGAGGGAUCUGCUCGAGGAAAUUAUGGCCUUAUGGACCAAGUAGCAGCUCUACACUGGAUACAGGAAAACAUUGACGGGUUUGGCGGAGAUCCACAUAAUGUGACGAUAUUUGGUCAGGGUCAUGGAGCCGCAUGUGCAAACAUCCUCAUGAUAACACCUAUGGCUAAAGACCUUUUUCAUCGAGUCAUCUUACAGAGUGGUUCGGUAUUCAGUCCAUGGGCUAUUGCAAAGGAUUCACUAUUCUAUGCUCGUAAGUUGGCUAUAAAACUAAAAUGUCCAACAAAUAUCGAUACCUCGACAAUUGAAUGUCUUCGUCAUCGUUCUCUUCAAAAAAUAUUAGAUGUAAACAUAGAAGUUCCAGAUCACCUGACCACAUUUGGACCAACAAUAGAUGGUAUUUUUCUACAGUACGACCCGGAAUAUCAAAUGGAGGAAAACACCAAUAUAAAUCGCCACUAUGACCUGCUGUUUGGUGUCACUCGGACCGAAUCUUAUUUUCAGUUUUCAGCAAGAGAAGAAAAAAAUGGAAUCGACAUAAAGCGACGCAAUCGGAUUUUAAGAACACUAGUCAGAAAUUUGUAUAAUUAUCACCAGCAAGAAAUCUACCUUACCAUUAUCAACGAAUACACCGACUGGAGUCGCCCUAGUCAACAUCCUGUCAACUUAUUCGAGGAAACAGUCGAUGCUCUUGGAGACGGCCUGAUUGUGGCCCCACUUGUAAAACUAGGUAACUUACAGGCUCAUGUUCACCAAAACACUUAUUUCUACGUAUUUAACCACCAAUCAGAAGAGGGGGACUACCUGCCCAAGCUUGGCUGUAUACAUGGUGAGGACCUUUCUUACGUCUUUGGAGCCCCGUUAGUAGAUUUUCUUGCACACUUUCAACCUAACUAUACACGGUCAGAGGAGAUUCUCUCGGAAUCAGUUAUCACUCAUUGGACGAAUUUCGCUAGGACUGGAAAUCCAAAUUCAACGGAUUACAAAAGUGAUGAUGAAAAACACAGAUUCAGCCGCUUCGAAUGGCAAAACUAUGACCCAGUGUACCAGAAACAUAUAACUAUAGGAAUGAAGCCCCGAGUGAGAGACCAUUACCAUGCGCACCAUUUAUCAUUUUGGUUAAAUCUUCUCCCAUCAUUGAACAGAGCUGGUGCUGGAGACGUUCAUUUUGAGCACCACAGGCUACAUGACUACAAUAACCCCUCAUCUUAUGACGGAAUCAUCCGUAGUCAUCUGUCAUCCUCCACUGAGCAUGUCACCACCACCUCCUCUACGGGAGAAGACAAUGUUCCCACGGAAGGCAGCGAAAAUACUUCAGAUUCACAAGGGAAGUCGAGCAUGGAAGUAACUUCACGAGGUGUAGUGGAAAAGAACGUAAUUGCUACUACAACAACAAAUAAGACAGAAACUAAAACCGUUGUAUACCAAGAAGGAAUAUACUCCACAACACUCAGCGUGACCAUCGCUGUGGGAUGUUCGCUUUUAAUCCUGAAUGUUUUAAUCUUUGCUGGAGUUUAUUAUCAGAAAGACAAGAAGAGAGAUUUCAAACUUGACAAGAGAAUUUACGAGCCACCAGAAUGUGGAGAUGAUGACCCUUUGCCAAAACUUAACCAAAUGAAAAUGGAGUUAAUGCAUGCAAAAGCCCACUCUUCCACCAUACCGUCCACUCAUCCUCAAGACCUGUGUUUCCAACUUCCUCCUUCUUCUAUACCUCUUAAUACGGUUCCAUAUUCAACCAACCAAGAGAAAAUGCCACCACCAGAGGGCCAGCCGCUUCUGUCGCACAACUUUCGAGGACCGGCCACUGUUCGAGCUAGUCAGGAGAUGAGGGUUCAUUUUCAGGAGCGGCCUGGUGAGACCACAGUUUAAUAGUGACCAGAGAGACAGAAUCCUAGUAAGAAAUCAAAGUUGAAGUAAAAGUCUACACAGAGGGCGCUUCGUUAUCUUGUCAGCUACGUAGAGUAUUAAGUCUCUAUUUUCUGAAAUGUUAUGCUAGUUCGUGGAGUUUUGCUUUUACGUUUUCGCCUAACGAGCUUUAAUAUUAAACGGUGUUAUAUACAUUGAUGGCUGUAUAUUUCAUUGAACAGUUCUAAAUAUCUACCGGUUAUCAAGCCUGUGAUACAUAUAAGCUAUUUCACUUUCAGAUAAGGUAUAAAAAUUGUCAGUGUUAGACGCAGCUGUCGUAUAAUAGAAACAAUUUCCGUUGACUCAAAUCCAGCAAUCAUUAUCUUAAUUUGGAUAUUAAAUUAAUUAGAGCUUUACUGAAAACAUAGAAAAUUUCCUAGUAGUUUACAGUUAGUCGAAAAAGUCGCCGUUAUCUAUUCUUAUUUAAAUACAACCAUCAUAAAGUGUAGGAUCUUUUCAGAAUCGUGUGUUCGAAUAUUUGUGUUUGUCCACAGACCUUUUCUUCCUUGAAUUUAAUAAAACAGAAACUUUAUUGUA
Molecule: messenger RNA, 3869 nt
Organism: Limulus polyphemus (Atlantic horseshoe crab)
Lineage: Eukaryota; Metazoa; Arthropoda; Merostomata; Xiphosura; Limulidae
Product: neuroligin-4, X-linked-like
Biological process (GO): postsynaptic membrane assembly; presynaptic membrane assembly; synaptic vesicle endocytosis
Cellular component (GO): cell surface; postsynaptic membrane; synapse
Molecular function (GO): neurexin family protein binding; signaling receptor activity
Source: RefSeq, a predicted model, not a curated record